AUGCCAAGAUACCUUGGGAUAGAUUAUCUUGCGGAUGUAAGUUCUUUCCUUUCCCUAAUUUUUAACUGCUAUUUUUUCAGACAAUGGAUUUUAAAACUUGUAAAUCUUUGAAAGUGCAUAAAAAGCUGGACUUUGAAAAUCUCUUUAAGGCUUUGCAGCAAAAAAGAAAUAUGCGAUCUCAGAUGCUGCUCACAAUACCAAGCCAUCUAGAAUAUGUUGAAGCAUAUUCACAUAAUGGAAAAGUUGGAAAAAACAUUGGCCGUUUUCCAUGGAAGAGAGGUAAAAUUUAACAGACGUGCAUUCAUAUGGAUUCAUAACUUUGUUGACGCUUACUUUAUUCAACUGCUCUUUGUUUUCGGGUAGGCUUUCGCGGUUUUUAUAUACCAAGAGAGGAUAAAGCUUUAUCCUCUCUUGUAUUAUACCCAAUGCUAAGAUAAAACACUCACUUCGUUCACUGCAGAAAUUAGUCGGUUUUAUUUUCGCCCAUUCUUUAUCUAAAUUUCCUUAAGCCACGUUAUCUCCACUGAACAUAUACUUUAUCGAAAGCUCUUGAUUUUCAUGAAUUUUAGUUCUACCCGAAAUGAGUGGUUCCUGCGUCCACAAAGGAAAAAUAAAUUCUAAAAAACAGCAAAAACAGUUCAAAAGCAAGAUAUAUUACACAUUUUGGAAACUAGAUUUUCAACGAUAUCGACCUUUUUCGUUGGUUCUGGAAUUUAAGUCCUGAAUGUUUUAGUCUCUUUUCUAUUUUUCAGAAAGCGCCUUUAAGCUGUCCAGUAAACAGCCUGUAGACUACCUGUCACAGCUCACAGGCUCAGUUCAACUUCCAGAGCCGUACAGUUCACAAACCGGAACUGUUGAGGAUAUAGUUCCCAGCUCAAACCCAGACUCCCCUUUAGUAUCUUUUGAAGUGUGGUCCGAUCUAGAAGAAGAGGUUGCAAACUACGUUGUCAGUGCUCUAACCCCUGAUAAAGAAGAGUUUAAAGCUAUAAAUGAAAACCUGAACGGUAAGCAUGUAGUUUUGUUAAUAAAUAAGUAAGUCGGUGAGUUCCGUUGCCGAGGCAGAAAGGAUCCCAGCCAGAACUUGAUUUGCCUGUGUUAUAUCUACUCCUUUAUAUCUAAGCGUGUAGUCUAAAAAAGCGGCCAAUGUUUAUAUUUAUAUAUUCUGUGCAUUGCUGUCUCAUUGACAGAUGAUUCCAUGAAAGACAAAUUAGAGGAGAUGGAAAGCAUAGACUAUUUUCAUGAGACUCUUCAGAGAAUACCUAGAGUCAAGGCAUUAUGUUCAAGAUUAAAAACCAAACCUGUUGAAGAUCCUCUUUUACUGGACAGGGAAGGAAACCCUCUGCAGGAGAAAAAUCUCCUAAGGUAAAUCAAUCUCGUACCCAGAUCUCUUAUUGGCGAAGCUCACCUUCGGCUCGUCAACAAGAGAUCUGGAUACGAGAGUAAGCGGUAAGGUUAAUGCGUGCAUCGGGUCUGCAUCGAACGGCAAAACAGGGACCUGUUUACAUCAUACAACCAGUCUAUUCUUCUGUUCAUUUAGCUCACCAAGAAUAAUCCAAAAAAGAAACUCUUUCAGCAGGAAAUCCUCACACCCUCCCCUUUACUCACCCCCAAUUAAAACGUGUUUUACAAACCUGUUUAAAAUAGUCUGGGACAAAAUACGGUCAAAACGUUUUCAACAUUACUUCAUUUGAUUGGGGUUUUCUAAAAUUUUACUUGCAACCUGCUCUUUAAACUAAAGCCUUUUUGUUAUGUUUCGCGCCCAGAAAUUAACUUAUUGCUAGUUUUAGCCAUUGAGGUACAGCUCUGAUGGUGUGGGAAAAAAAGUAACUUACUGAAUAUUUUUUUAAGGAUGGAAUUUAAAGUAAAUAUCCUGGAGGAAUGUAAAAAGAAGCCAACAAACAAAGACAAAGAAAUAUUCUUGAAGAUUCUGAAUAAUGAUACAGCUAAGGAGGUAAUUAAAUGAAGAUUUUCCGAUACGUUAUAAAAAAGUUGCUGUUUAUUAAGGCCAUAUCGUACCGUAAAAACUAUGCGGCUGCAGGAUCAGAAUCCUGGAGUCAAAGGGGAAUUUCUAUUCUGAAAUGCAGCGUCUCACAAAUGCCGAAGCCAAACGUUAUGUUAAACAUAAUUGCUAAAUUAUGUUAUUACACAGGGUGAUUUUACACUUCACAAUGAAGAAAUCGAGGACAUCGUUAGCCCGGUCAUUCCUUCGGUCCAGCUAACCUGUGCUGUUAAAGCACAACAAUCACUCGGACUACUCAAAGAGACACAAUCUGAAGGUAAGAAAUGUUCGCAGCGUAUAAAGUACAAAACGUUCCUUGUGGCCGUGUCAUUUACGGAAAAAUUACGUUGGUUGCUUUACUUAUAUUUCAUUUCUUUCAUUUCCAGUAGAAAAAUCAGAGCUACUAUCAGUGGGUCAGUUUGCUUUUGAAAACCCUGAGUCCUUUUUGGAUAAGACAGUUACAGACUCAACGAAGAAAAAGAAUGACUUUGUAACGCUGAAUAGUGGUAACUGUUAAUGGUGUCAUUAAGUAACAUUCAUAACAACGCCCUUUGUACUGUAUGUACUAGAUAGAUAAAAAUUAUCUCAAUUUUUGGUCAUUAGAAGAUGAUCCAAAACCUGAAGAUUUCCUGAAGGACCAACAGCUAUUAGAAUCUCCAUCUCACCUCCCAACCUUCCUGGUUACUGACGAAAAUAGCAGGAAGUUUAUCAAUGCUUUGGAAAAGUUUAAAUUGUUGACGGACAUUGAAAGGUAAUCACUGUAAUCAGAGUGUAUUCGACACAACAACAAGUUGCUCUGGCCCAAUGCAAGUUAACAUUUGCAGUUCAACACCCUAAAACGCGUUUAAAACUGAAACAAAUCUUACCUUUGCUCAGAUAUGUUUACAUUUAGUCAGUCAGUUCAAAACCAGUGCUUUUUUUCCUGUUGCAGCCCACCAAUGACACCUACUAAGGUAUCGCAGUGUGUCCAAAGAAUAUGGGAGAAUGAGAAACUUCUCUUUAAUGAACAUUUGGCGAUGGUCUUUCCUGGUAUGUACAUAAUCAUGCGUGAGCAUGCACUAAAUGUUCGCAUACCUCGAAAGCGAACCAAAGUAUGGGAAACCAUGAGCACCCCUUUAUUAAAAAAACAUUUUUCACCUCCUUAUAAUCGCUUAUGUCUAUUUAGGAACAUUUUUUAGUUAUUUGUUCUUUUAAUCUGCUCUUUUGUCACCAUACGGAAUCAGUUUAAGUAAGGCGCUUAGGUAGAAAUGUACAGGCAUUAAUGACUAUAUACCCUAUCUUUUUCUUUUUCUCUUCCAGUACCUAGCACUUCACGAGAAAGAAGAAAGGAACACACCAUGACUUUAGUUCAAGUGGCCUUAAAGAAGUUAACGCUGUCACAAGAGUGCUUGAGUGGACAGUUAGAAUUAGGACUACCAUGGGAUCCUUUGGCUCAGUCAGUGACCGCAAUAGAGACUUGUCGCAGAAAUCUACAACGCCUUUCAGCAUGGAGUGAUAAAGGAGACAAAGCUGAACACCUUGACAUCAGAAGCAGGGCGCUUUCACACUCGGGUGAAACCUUUUGCAAGAAAAAUCUUCAAGGUGAUAAACACCGUAUACACAAUGAUGACAAGUGUUCACAAACAAAAUUGUUUUUGUUAGAGUGCAAGCCUUUGAGAAAAAGAAAAGACUGUAGCGGUUCCAGGUUUUCCGGCCAAGCACGAAAACAAUGAUGAUAAAAUAGCUGCUUAAAGAGAGAGUUUUCAAUACUAUUUCGAGUUCUUCAGUAUCUUUAAAAGUGGUACUAACCCAUCAAAACAAAGGGAAAACUAUCUGAUGACUUUUAGGAUGGCUCAAAAUUUUUUCAUCCCAUUAUCAAAUCAAAACGCGCGAAGGAAAGAAGCUAAAAUUCAAUAAUUAUUUGUUUGCUUUUGUUGCUAUCUUUUAUUACUAGAACUUCCAUCAAAUGAAAGAUUACCACAGACGUCAAUGGAAGAGUCUUCAUGUAAGAUACAAGCCGAAAGACACCCAGGUAAUAGGAUGUUCAACAGAGCUCGACAAUCCCAUAACGUCGUAAUUUAUCAAGAGUUUGCCAAACUACUGCUGACCUUCUGUCCUCGUAGGUAGUUUCCACUUUUGUUUAACAGUUUUGUGUAUCACUUUACAUGACACAGGAAAUGAGUUAGUGCCUACUGCAGCCACGAUUGAGAACCAAAGUACAUUGGACACCUUCAAAGGCCCCGCAAGCAAAGUGCAACGUUCCACAAUCACCAAAUCAGUUGCGACAAAAAGUAGCGUAACUGAAAAAGAGGAAAACAUAUCCUUUGUUGUUCCAAGCACGACCUCCGACGUAUUAAGACAGAAACAAACUUCAACAGGUCUUGAAGACUUUUUACUGCUGAGAAAAGGAAAGCAUGACACUUUGAAGCCACCCAGUCAUCGUCAGUGCACGCCACUAAGUAAGAAAAAAAUGAUAAUAGAAUAACAAUAGAUAAUAAGCAGUGUUGUAAGGUACAGUCAUGGGAGGAACUUUUCAAAUUUUGGUGGUAAACUUAACGCUGACUUUUCUUUAAUCUCCUUUUAAGUCUAUCUCGGUGGUGAAUCUACAAAUAGCUCACAGGGGGAUCCUCCCCAUUGUUUUUAAACAAAAACUGAGGCCCAAAGGGCCUACCGCCAAGAGCGCCCCCACCCUCCCAACCCUUACUUCAAGGUCUGAAUCCGCCACUGUUAUCUCCACUCUGCCACUGUGAUCUCUCUUCUGUAAUCUCCACUUCCCCCACCGGUCUAGCACACCAGUUGGUAAUUUGUACCACCAGUUACUUAAUUGCAAAAUAUUUCCUCCGUUAACUUCUUUCUUACUUUUAGAAACAGUCGUGAAGGCGGCAAAGGUUCGCCCGUCCGUCUUUACCAAAGAUACAAGUGUAUCAGACCAGACAGCACCUACAGAACCUGCCGAAGAAACAAAAGGCUCUGGGUGCCAAGUCCAGCAGCAAAACAUAAUCGUUGAACUUUCAGACGAGUUCCAAGAUGUCUUAAAUGAGUUGAUCGCACAAGUGAGACCCCUUCUGAGUAGGCUUCAAGACAAUGGUGUCAUUCCACAAUCCAAGACACUGUCCACCUUGAAUCCAGAAUACACAAGAUUUGUGCUAAAGCAGGCUGAGAUGGCUGUAAGAAAUACAGAGGAAAACAACCUCGAAACUCAGAUAUUUUGCAUGACUGUGUGCUUACAUGCGUUGGUUUCCUGUGUUGAUAUUCUCAUGCAGAGUGGUUUAGAAGCAGCGAUAGGUAAAGCAAUCCUUCAUUUGGUGGCACAGUACUCAUAGUAUACUCACUAGACAAAUACUCAUUUAAAAUAAAUAGCACUGCUACCUAUCUAUUUACAGCACCCAUAGUAUCUGGACAGACAAUAACAGAUAAAGCGUCUUAUCCAUUCAAAUUAUAGCCUCACAAACAGCCGUUCUUGUCUCGUCACGUCUCGCUCCUCCCUGGAGUCUAUUUAAAUCAAAUCCCUUCGGUAAUCCCCAUGCUUCACUUUCCAGCAACGAAUGUUUGUCUUCAUUGACAUCAAAGAAUCAGUGUAGGCUCUAGUUUGAAAGGUAGUUCAAUUUUAUAUUGCGCCCACUUCAUCUGAGAUUUGUUCCGCUAUUAUGUGGAAAGGUACAUCAUAUAAGUGCGUUCAUUUCAUUGGAGGUUAUUGCCUUCUACCUUAUUCAUUGCAGCAUACCUAAGCUCAACUCAGGAAAAGUAUGGCGGUUCAUUACUCGGAGCCCUCGAGUCGACACGAAGAUAUCUCUUUGAAACACACUUCACUUUCCGGCAACGGAAGGUUCUGCACCCCAAGCUUUUAAAGUUGCUUGGUCUUGCGGCACAGUGGAGUAAAGAAGGAAAUGCAAGUCGCUUAACAGCAGCAAUCUUUACUUACGCUUUUCCUCAAAAUUUAAACAACGAAAUCAUUGAAACCCUUUCAGGUGUGAAUGGAGUUCAAGUGAGGCUAUAUACAUCAGCUACGGAGAUAAAUGAAGUAGUUUGUGAUGGAAACCUAGUUAUUUAUGUUGUAAGCGCUCUUUCUGUUACCGAGGACUUUCCCUGGGGCAGUUUUGACUUCGUGCUAGACUAUGACCUCAACGCCGUGAUGAGAAGAGAACAACUUUCUCGUAGCCGUAGACUUAAAGCCCACAUAAACCUGAGAACAAAGGCAGAAACUCAGUUGGAUCAAAAUCGUGCCCUAGAAGUGCAAGGCAAGUUUUUUGUACCUCAAUAUGUAUAAAUAAAUAAUAACAAUUUUCUAAUGACGAUAUAAACUAAAACAUUACUUAUCAUUAGUACCGCCUCUCCCUAUGCUAUAUAGCAGUAUUACCAUAACAAAUUUUCUAGAACAAGUUACUUGCUAGGAACACUAGCUAGAAAAUAUAACGUAGCAAUAGGUUCUAAGGAGACUCCUUAGACUCUUGUUAAACUUAAAUAGCGGCAUAUCAAACAAGAAUACACUACCCUCCGUAUUUUCUUUUGUACUUUGCAAUGCUCCAACAUCACUCCAACGUUCCAGUUGGCAAGGCAAGACUGCUUCACCUGUCUUCUUUUGUGUUUGUGCUAUGCCUUUCCAGGCAUCUAUGACCAACACUGAGCAAAACUUUACUUAGUAAUCCGAUUGUAGAUAAUACUGAGUUGUAAUUUUUACCCCUAUAAGGAAGAAGGCCAGUGCGCACUGAAAAAUUUUCUUAUAGAGAGCUACAACGAAUAUUUUCCUUACAGGCAGUGGCCCCCACUUCAGAGAAAUACAGGUCGAUGACCAAUUUAUAUUCAUCGGCAGCGAUAAAACUACACUUCAUGUAGAUCUACUGCAGCUCCUCGAGACAAAGCAUAACGUACUGAUUUACGAAAGACAGUACAGUUAUCCCAGACCGAGAGAUCCCUUAACCAAGAUGUGUUUACAGCCAGAUAUAAUGAUAGACGAGAGGACCUGCAUUCAUCUACAGCACCUACCUUCUUUGGCUGAUGAAGACAAAUAUGAGGGUCUCAGAGACACUGUACUUUCAUUGUCUCUUAAAUGCAUUAAGUGUUGUGUUAUUCUGUAUUCCAGCAAGGAACCAGAGUAAGUUGAUACUAGCUACUGUAGUCAUAAAUAGAACAAAUAGAACUAAGAAGCGAUCCCCCGCGCAAGACAAAAACAAAUUUUGAGGACUAAACUAGUGACAAGUACUAAGGAAAAGCUACGUUCUUCGUUAUAUUAGCGAGCUACCUCUUGUGACAGCGAUAUUUAACAAUUAUUCCUCGAGCCCGAAUGGGCUCUGAGUCAAUAGCCCAUGAGGCCGAAGGCCGAAUGUGCUUUUGACUCAGAGGCCAUGACGUUGAGAGGAAUAAUUGUUUUAGUAAAAUCCAACUAAUUGGUCAAAAAAUAUCGAGACAAAACAACGUUAGCUCAAAGCGAGGCUUUAAUCCUUUUUUGCCGCCAAAAAGCCGGCGCUUUGCGCUACUAGUGGGUUAUAACAUAUAGCCUUGUAGUAGCUCAACCAAUCAGAACGCAGCAUUGAUGGUAGACCACUAGUUGGAUUUAACUAAAUAGUGAUAGAAAGGUAGCCGUGCGAAUGAUAAUGCUAAUGCUGAGCCGGAUGUUGUCGACAGUAUAUGAUGCUGGUAAUGAGCAGUUGAUAGGAAAAUAAACGCGUUUAUUAAAUUUAGGCUAAGUAUGACAAGGGUUCUCCGUUGAAAUAACGUUCAUAUAUGCUCACUCAUUUUACUGUGAUUAAUUGGAAAAGUCUUGUUUCGAUUCCCGUCAGAUAUGCAUUCACUGGAGAUGUUAUUCGCCAUUUGUCUACCCUGUUUGCUAGCAUUGCGCAUUUUCAAAAGAGUGACUUCGAAGUGGAGAUUAUCUAUUCGUUUGCUGUAGAGGAAACCGCUAAACUGAUAAGACAAAUAGGCGAAGUGAGUAGAGCCCAGUCAGCAGUGUGGAAAAAGCAGGAAUGGAUCAAAAGAAAAUGGCUGACAAACGAGGCCAGCGCGGUAAGACAAUUCGUUUGAUAUCAUCCCGUCCAGUACAAAUCCCUUUUUAACUUGCUUGAUUGCUCUGAAAUGCAAUCUACACAGGUAAAUGCUCUUCUGAAACAUUCCGUUUCAAGAGUGUACGAAUUGUGUCUGGGAUUUAAGCUUAUUUCUUUACCUUCUCUGUAUUACAUGGUCAACAGAACUAUUCGACAAAAAGGAGCUCACAGGAUGAGCGAUAGUACUUUCCUUAAAACCUCGGAUACCUUGACAACUCUGACUAACUAAAACAAUAUGUAUUUCCUCGGAAGAUUUCAGUGAACUCUGUGUUAAACUUUUCUUACUGUGUUAGAUUCUUCCUCCCAAAUUAGUGUUUUUUCGCCUUUGCUAGUUUCCACGUAAUAGUAACUGCUUUUCGCGUACGCUUCAACGGUUUUUGUCUUAUGUUAUUGAAACAUUGAAAACGUUGAAAAUUAUUCGCUGUUUGUAACAGUAAUUGAUGGAGAGUUUAUAUUUGCUAACUUGGUGGUACUAUGGUUUUCAGCAUGAAAAAUUCCUGCUGUCCCUUCCAUGCAUGAAUUCAUUCAGGUAAGCUAAAGGGAUUGAGUCACGCCGUACAAGCUGAAAACUUCAGCCCCUCCUUUAUUUACUCGUUUAUCGUCUAUUCCAUUCUCUCCUUUAUUAUCUCGCAAAUAGAAAAAACCCAGAUUUCUCCACCAAUGUUGACACUAGAAUGUUCCUUCCCUUUUCAGUGCUCAAGUGAUGCUCACUGCUGCUCCAUUAGCUACACUGCUGAAAAUGACCCUCACAGAACUGAAAGAAACUUGCCCUUGGAUUCCUCAGCGAAUUCUAACGGUAUGGCAGUAGCUUGAAUCAGUUUUCACAUUAGACAUGUUAGAAAAUCACGGUACUUAACGGUAGUCAUUACCCAUUUUCAUCAGUCAGUUCUUCCUCCUUGAUUUUCGAAUAAUCUAUGCCUUUCAAGCUUAUAUGGUUCUGUUUAAAGACAAUGGGCAUUUCGCAGCACACCAUAGAAAUAUCUCUUUACAUUGAGUUAAAUAAUCAGUUUAUAUCCUGGACAAGUCUUUUUGUGCUGCGGUUUCUGGCUUAUCCAUGGAAAUACGCAAAGGACAAGGCUUUUCUUGUGUAAUAUAGUAUUUUGUUGACACUUUAUCUAACAAGUAUAAACUAGUAAAUAUCAGUCAGCAAUCGUUUAUGCUUAAGGCGAAAAUAAAAAGUGCCCUAACUCACUAGGAUAAGGCGAUUUAUUAUAAUAUAUAUAUAAUAUCAACAAUACCAAAAUUAAUGCUUUUUUAUCUUAGGAAUUUCACAGAACUAUUAACUGGUGUUCUGAAUUGAACGAUUACCACACAGCUUAUCCCUGUGUUCGGCCGGUACAGAAAAUAUUUCAGCAGUGCAAACAGAUAUCAGAAAGCAGAUACAACGAACAUAUAGACGAAGCAUCACCUUUCCAUAUGGCAACUACGCCCUUUAAUUCGUCACCAGAUAGCGUGGUUACCAACACAAGCGAUUCCACUACAACAUGGAUGGAUAACAUUGAACACAAUGGUGACUUACUGCAGGAAAUCAUAAGAAAUGCUGAUAGCGAUAAGAGUUACUAUAACUGGUCUUAUAAAGGUGAUAAACCCACGACUAUUGCUGUACCAGAUACCUCAGUAACUGUGGAUAGACCUAAUAUUUACGUAUCUCAAAAGGAUUGCAUUGGAGCGCACCAUCGACAGAACGGAGACUGUUCGGUUGAUCAAAGCUCUGUUGACAAUGGCUGGAAAUCUUUAAUGGACAAGAACUCUUCAGCGUCAUUGGAGGACCGUGUUGCCCUGGAUUUAAAACGAUGUAUUUCAGGGGUAAAGGUAAACGUGGGCAAAAUAGCGGUUGACUAUAACAGUCUUCAAAGUCCUUGUUCGACUUUGAAAAAACACUUUUUUGUAAAUUUUAAACAAGAACUGGAAGAUAAAGUAGUGCUUGCUGUGUAGCACUGAAAUUAAAUGUCACAGGUAAAGACAUUUUGAUUUCAGAAUCCUUCAGAAAGUGCAGAGAAUAGCUAACGUCAAAUAUCACCCUUUGAAACCACAGUAAUAACAUAUGAUAUGCAGGGUUGUCACUAAGGGCCGGGGGCCGGGGAUUUCCCCCGGCUACUCAGAGCAUGGCCCCGGCUACUUUCGUCGUUAAAUUAAACCAAAAGAGCACACCUUUGACACACAAAGACUAUCCAUCCAACUAAAUGCAAGUUUCAUCUGCAGCAGGUAUAAGUAAUUUUGAAAUACUCGCGUGCAAAAACUACGAAAUGUCGGAAAAAGACAUCUGACUUAGAUUUGGUACUGGUACACACGUGCGUAAACUCUCCGUUCGCGAAAUGUCAGUAGGAAAUUUCAGCAACGACGACGGCGACGGCAACGAGAACGUCAAAAAAGCAAUAGGUUUAUUAGGCAAAACAACUAGUUUGCACGUGCAUCACGCUUUUUUGUACAUUUCUUUGCCGUUACUGCACGACUGCGACGUGAAAAUGCCUAGUUUCACGUUUUAUGGAGGAUGUAAACAAGCGACGACAAACUUUUCUUUCUCUUUCUAAACUUGAGUGCGGUCCCCAAGAAAUCAACCCCAGGGAAAUUGACCUACAUCAGCUAUUUUCAGCGACGGAAUUGAAAUAAACGCGACAAAGUUGGAAAAAACGCCAAUUCAUUUUAAAAGUGACGUUUUCGCUGCCGUCAUCUUGUCGAUGUUAAAAGUCCCCAGUUUCAAUUAGUUUCAACCGUUGUGUCGGCCUUGUGUUGAACAUGUCGAAGAAGUGGCAAAGGAAUCUGCACUCUUUGUUCACGAUGAAAGACCUGAGCAGAUCUAUGUUGACAUCACAGAAGAAGUUGAGGCUUCAUCCGAGCGUUAAAUCUCCCUGAUGCUGUUGUUGAUGAUAAUGAGGAUUAUGAUGAAGGCUUUGAAGAUGAAGACCCUGACUGAUUGCUAGGUUUAAUAAAUUGACAUUUAAGUGACCAGGUCUACAUUUCGCUUUGGGUAUCGAGUAUAUAAAAUAACGCACGGUCAACGGGAAAUGUUCGAUCACUGUCUCUUGUCGCAGGUCAUGAUCACAUCCUCUCAGUUCUACUUCAAAGAAGUUAUAUAUAGAAGGGAAGUUAAGCAUUAGCAUUGCUUUUUGCAUUCUUCUCCUUGAGUCUCGUUUUGACAUCUCAGCGUCGUUUAUAAAGUAUUAGCCGUCUUUUAAACGCUUUUACGUGGGUCAGUUUCUUCGUAUGUUAAGUGAUGUUUCGUUCCUAAAUUCGAGACCACUAAUGUUAUCAGUUAUGCAGUUUAGUUUUGCCAUAUUUUAUCCCGCGAUUUUUCGUACGUUACGCUUGUUUUAGCCUUAUCAUACUUUUAUUUUUCAACAAACUAUGGUAACCUUAUGUUUAUGAUGCUUUUUCGUACAUUCAUCGUACGCUUGUCUUCUUUCUGCUUCUCCGUGGGUUAAUUCAUCUGUAAUAUUAGUUUUACUUUUGUUUUCCGUAAGUUGUUUCGUUGUUACGUAUAACUAAAUGAGGAUUUACAAUUGAUUUCACAGCGCAUGUUAAUUCAUUUGCAGCAAAAACUUAUUAUUUUAGUGUCUCAGAAUGUUGUAGUUUUCUUUGAUAAAGACGUGAUCAUCAUAAUAGCUGUAUGAUAGCUGUACUCUCGGUAACGCCUUUUGGAAAACGGUAGAAGUUGCACUUCAAAAACUUCUUGGGGGGGAGGGGGGGGAGACUCCAUGACUGCUUGCGACUUCCCCGGCUACUAACAACAAAUACCCGGCAACUUGAAAUCUUAGUGACAACCCUGAUAUGGGGUGAGGCAAGAGUACUAAACAGCCUACUUACCAUUCAACCUCGUUCCCAAGGGAAAGGCAAUGUUACAAGGAUGUUCCCAUCUCUUGUGCUCGUUCUUUUGAGAUUCCGGAGGCUUUGAUUUCUUUCCCCUUCCACAUUUUUCUUGUCCACAAUUGCAAAACCUAAUCAUAUCUAUUUUUUUUAAUCAAAGUUACCCGACAACCGCUAUGAGUUCAAUCCAUAUCCUCAUCUCAACCCCGACCAAUACCUGUUGACGAAAGAUCCAGCAGGUCCUCACUCUAGAGAAGGUUUUGCCGCUAAGGUUCGUUGGAGACCAGAGAACUUCAGCCAAAGUCAGUCGAGAACGGCUGAUAAAUCGUACGUUUUGUCUACUGGCAGAAAAUCCGGCUUUACAGACUUGGGAUUUCCUGGGAAGGCCAACUCGUCUAUUUUUCACACAGCUGUGGACAAUACAGGGCGUCCUCCAUUGCGUGAUGCAGAGCAACAAUACCGCGUUGAACCUCACUCGGGAAUAGGCCGAGUGCAUCAAAGACAACAGAAACCAGACUGUUAUUCACGAACGGAUUCUAAUGCUCCGCAAGCACAUCUGAAGAGUUCGAUGGGAAGAGAUCUAUCUGGCAAUCGCACAAGGUCAGUCAACUCGAUCAUAGAAAGUCCCGCAAAGAGAACCGUUUUAACCUUAGAUCUCAGGUCAGGGGCACCCAACGAGAAUAUAGUUCAAAACCACUUAAACAUAGUAUUGUUAAACGUAUUUUAGUAUUUAAACGGUAGAUAUAGGCAUAUUUUUAUCCCCUAAAAAUUUUUCAUCUGUUCGGAUUUCCUAGCUGAAAGUCUAGUGAUCCGAAAGUUAUAGGGAUCAAAACUUACCUUUUCGAAAAUUUCAGCCAGAAAAAAGGCUCCCGAAAAUUCUAGGUGACCUUUUUAGGGUAAAAAUCCGUUAAAAAUAAGCAAUUAUACCAUUUUUUAGAUGUUCGAAAAUCUUAGGAGAGGCAGGCAAGCAAGAAAUUUUGCAACAAAUGUUUCGAAAAUUCUAGAUCUCAAAUCGUCUUCCGAACAGAUAUUAUUCCGAAAAUUGCCGUUGGGUGCCCCUGUCAGGUUAACUGGGUACGAAUUUGAAAACCUCCUCGCAUAGUCUGCAUACAGGUCUCUUACUUCCUUUGUUGCUCGCGGGCAACAAAUGAACUAGAAGACGUCUGCACGCCGGUAAGUGGGUACAACGACUGCACACUGACCCAUGGUAUCCAUUGAAGGGAAGCAAACACUCAUUAGGGCCUCUGAUGUGGUGAACAAUAUUCCUCGCACCUACGAUGACCUUGCUUGUUUCAGUAUCGAUUCCACGUAAACAUAGUACUUAUUUCUUUUUGUACCGCCAUUUCUUCAUGGAUGCGAGCUGAUAUAAGAAUUAUCUUGUUUAGACUGUGAGGUGCUUGAGCGUGACUGAUUGUUUGCACUUUUUGUUUUACAACACUCAUAUGAAGUUUACUUGCGUACAGGCAUCCCGUGCGUGUUCUAAACCUAGGAGAUGAGAACUUCCAUGUGCCGCCUACAAAGGUGGGAAUCGCUCAGCCACAGAGGCGCACUUAUUGUUUAGCUGGUCAGGUGUUGGGAGAGAACAGUGUCGCCAGUCAACACAAGAGAUUUAGCCUUGGCAUUGAGAAAUCCACUGGCGCCAAUACAGAGUCUAUUUCUCAAAGGGUAAGUGGACAA
Porites evermanni is the source of this 13497-nucleotide messenger RNA. NCBI's taxonomy places the organism in Eukaryota, Metazoa, Cnidaria, Anthozoa, Scleractinia, Poritidae. The record is from the annotation of a GenBank genome assembly.